GUGGAAGAGCGGCAUUGGGUGCUGCGCCAGGCCGGGGAUUGAAAAGUGGCCUUCAAGCGGUGCGAGACAGGCAAUGGCGGAGGAGGGCUGACAUUGGGGAGAGUCGGGCGCCACUGAGGACAAUGAGCACCUGUCGCUGGUGCACACCUGGAGGUUCUGUCACGGCAGAGCUGCUGAAGAGCUAUGCUGUCAAAGAGUUACCAAAUGAGGAUUGUGUCGGUGCCAACGAUGACCUCUCCUACUGCAUGGAGUGUGUGGUGGAAUACCACAAAGCCAGAGAUGAGGUUCCACAGCUUCACAAGUCUCUGUGGCCAUUGGAAACGUCGCGGCUCAUUGCACAGCUGGAGAAUGCAAUGCGGGAAGAGAUCGAGGACGACGAUGAGCUCUACUUAAUUGAAGACGAUGGAGAGAAACAACUAUUUGGUUACGGUGGCUGCAGUUUUGAGAGCGAUGUCCGGGUGCCACUAUUGGAGAUCCUCAAGUUUCCAUAUUUGCUUCUUGACAAACGCAUUAGUGAACUCAGUGUUGAAGCCUUGUGCAAGAUGGAACAAGUCAACAACACAUUUCAGGUUUAUGAAAAGCUUCCUGGUGUCUACCUGCUUCUAGUACACCCCAAUGAAACGAUUCGCCACUGGGCCAUUUUGACUGCCAGAGCACAGGGAAAGGUGGAUCGGGAUGAUUACUAUGAUUUGGAGGAAGUUUUCACCUGCCUCUUUAAGGUCAUUGAGCUUGGACUGUUUGAAAACUCAGACAUUUACAUGUAUACUGAGGUAGAAGAUGGAAAGCUGAUCCUUUUGCCAUCACAUUUGUACGACACCUCUAAUUACAAGAACUACUGGCUGGGUAUUUGCAUGUUGCUGACAGUACUUGAGGAACAAGCCAUGGCCUCGUUGUUGCUAGGGCCUAACAAGCAGAAUGAUUUUAUGCAGUCUAUUCUUCACGUUAUGGAAAAGCAAACGGAAGAUGAAAGCAUCAACCCUUUUUGGCCUGCUCUUCACUGCUUCAUGACCAUCCUCGAUCGAUUGGGUUCUAAAGUUUGGGGGCAGCUCAUUGAUCCCAUCCAGGCAUUUCAGACCAUCAUAGGAAGUCCCAGCUACAACAGCGAAAUUGAAAUCAUCAGGAAAAGCUGUCAGAGGACAACAAAGUGUGAACCUGAUUUAGACGAUGAUGACUUUGUGACAUGCAGCCAGGCUGUGUACAGUUUUAAUACUGAAAAAGUAAAAAAGGAAGCUGGAUGGAAAAGUGCAAUUUGCCCCGACUAUUGCCCUAACAUGUACGAAGAUAUGCAGAGUCUUGCUAACAUACUCCAGUCCGACAUUGGGCAAGAUAUGCGUGUCCACAAUAGCACGUUCCUGUGGUUCAUUCCUUAUGUUCAGUCUGUCAUGGACCUUAAAGACCUAGGGGUGGCUUACAUCAUGGAAGUGAUUCACCACCUUUCCUCAGAAAUAAAGGUCGUCUUUACUCAGGGAACCAAUCAGUGCGACAAAGUGACAGAAUUUUUUGUCAGGGUCUUGGUUUCUGUCAUUGAACUACAUCGAAGUAAAAAGUGCCUUCAUUUCCUGUAUAUCAGCUCACACAAGUGGGUUGACGCAAUUGUCAAGUGUGCCCUGCUUCCAGUCAAGAGCCCCAGAAUUACAUCAACCUCAGCAUUGUCUUCCUCCCCCACUUCUCAGACUCCUUCCUCUGUUCAAUUUGCUUGCAUGCAGUUAAUUAGGAGCCUUUUGCGAGAAGGCUAUCCGCUGGGACAGCAGGCAGCUUGCAAACAAUAUUUAGACAAAUUCAACCUAAUUAUCAGAGGAAAUGUACUCAGAAACUUAGAUCUUAGCAAGUCUGAGGUUCAAGGAUUGCAAACCUGUCUCACUCAAAUCAUUAAAAAUAUUAAGGACAAGGAAUCCAGCAUUCCUAGUUCUCCUGCUGAUCCAAACCCAGCAAGCCUGGCCCAGGCUGUACCCUUUAUUAAGACCGAAAGAAUCGAUGAUGAGUGUUGUGGAGCCAACAUUACAUCUCCGUAUAGCUCUGAUGUUCCUGUUUAUCCCUUGGAACGUAGGGAAGUAUUAAAAUGUCAAAUUAAAAAGGAGCCACCUGAUGAAAGGAGGACAGAUGUGGAGUAUAAUUCUUAUCUUCCUAGCUGUAGUUCACGCUUCAAGACACAAAUUAAAAAUGAAAAGUUAGAUGAUACAAGUACUUUAAUUUCGGCCCGGGAGGAACCAAAAAAACUACUGACAGGAUGGCAAUCCAAAUUAUCUGAAGUCAUGGCAAAAGUGCCAAAUUUGAAGCCAAACGCAACAAGUGUAGAGACUGAAAGUAAAAUAAGCACUAUUGAGGGUAGCACCAAGCCAGCACAAAAGCCAUGUUAUGCGACAAUAGAAGAGCAGACGGAUUUGUUGCUAAAAGUAAAAAGUUAUGGUAAGGAAAGUGAAUCAGGUGAUUUAAGCGACAGUGAUGAUAACAUACCUUUGACAUUGUUUUCAAAAAAACAUCUGGACAAAAAACAGAGCGUUACCGACAAUGUUCCAGUAAGUGAGCAACUUCAGAGGCUGUCUUUGGACAACAACCCAGCAGGCCGGCCCAUAAAGAAAGAAUUUCAAGGAGUCGCUGACAUCAGCGCUUCCAGCUUUCUAGAAAGCAAUACCGAUUGCAUAAUGGACAGUGAAACAGAUGAUGAUGAUGCGCUUCCCUUGUGUUUUGUUAAAGAAAAGCUGAUGAAAAGUUCCAAAAAGUCAGCUCUUGCAAACACUAAAAUGAAUCGUAAUUCUGAUCACACAGAAGUGGUGGCACAGACCAAAGGUUCAAAUUUCCCUGAUGAUUCAAUUCGGCAGGCAUGUGAUGUACCUGAUUUUUGUUCUAUAAAGAGGAAAGUAAUAGGGUCCAGCAGAGCUCUUGGGGAUGAGAAUGUUUCCUGUAAAACGGAAUUAUCUGAUAUCAUAACCAUCUCGGAUGACUCUGACCAGGAAGAAGAACCUUUCUGCAAAUCUGUUAAAAUAGAAAAACAAGACCCCGGUCAAGAUACUAAAGAAAGUCCAAUACAGAGAACAGAACAAGUUGAGUUUGAGCCUGUUGAUCCAAAUUUUGAAGAGUAUGGUUCACAGGUUUUCGAAUUUGAAACACAGGAUGAUAUAUAUUCUGCAUGGAGUGACUCGCAGUUGGAGGAGAAGAAGCCUAAUGUUCAAGAAAAUCUAUCCUCCAGGCCAGAAACCAGCAAUAUUGAGAACUUUGACCAGGACAAUGAUUUAAAUAAGUGGGGGUAUGACACGGACUACGUUUCUGAUGAAAUAAUAGAAAAGGCAGCCGAAGAUGCAGAGCAGCAAUUUAAAGCAUUAACCUCUGCUGCAAACAUUAAAUCUGGAAGGGAGCAUGGUGGUAAUAAAUCACCUCAUGAGGCUGUUAAUUCCAGCGUAUCUUUUGGAAAGAGAUCUCAUGAGUUUGUUGCUGCUGUGGAUGUUAAAAGCAAGCAAACCAAAUUGCCAAAAGAACCAUGUUCUUUAAAUGCCAAGAAUGGGAACACAGCAGCUCCAGCAACACAAAAGAAAGCACUAACUGCCAAAACAAACAAAUCUAAAAACUCUUUAAAAGCACAGAGACCUAUUCAGAAGUAUGGAAGUCCAGGUAAAGCUUCCCUUGCUGUGGUCCCACCAAAGAAAAUACACAAAUGUCCUGAGCCAACCUCAACUGUUGAAAAGCUAAGCCUCAAAAAAGCUCCCCGCAAAGCUUUUGAUCUGUCCCAGAGAUCACUUGACAGUUUGGCUGAACUACGGAAUCACGGCAAGUCUGCAGGGUUCAUGGAGGCCAAAAAGCCUAAAUCAAAGCUUAUUUCACCACAGUCCAUUUUAGCACAACGUAAUAAAAAGUUGUUGGCUUGCCAGGAACGACAGUUUUAUCAACAGUCCAGGCCUAAGACUUCGGAGAAAAGGAAAUCGAGUAGUAGUCCCAAAAACAGUAGCAAAAAUGCAGGUAUGCCAACUAAGCAAAGUGGAAACAGUUCAGGGGAUCGAACCUCUCUUUCAGGUCAACGGAUCAGAGCAGAGAAAAUGAAGAGGCCCCAAAAAGAACCUCAGGGACGUGGACUUGUGGAUGUAAAUAAACUUUAUACGAGUAGCUCUGAAACACGUAAAGAUGCUGAAUCAGGUGGCCAACCUGUGGUGAAGUUAGCGCCACAAUCUAAUUCUCUAGGGGAGGACAAUGCUCAGUCUACAAUGCCAGUUACUGCAGCUAAUACUAAUGAUCACAAAAAUGAUGAUGAUGAUGAUGAGGAAGAUGACUUGUUUUUAACACAGACAGAUCCACUUGAUAUGGAUUUGUGUUCACAGUUAGAGGCUGAAAUAAAUGUUGGCACACUUCAAGAUUUGUGUACGUCUGGUGUGGUUGAUCAUUCUCCAUCAGUUCAUCAGGUGACUGAAGGGUCAAAAUGCAGUCCCGAGGACUGCACAGAGUUUGUCCCAGUUUCUAGUGAUAACUACCCUAUAAAUGCUGCACCUGAGAAAAAAGAUGAUCACGUGUUUGCCAGACCUGGUUUGCCCCUUUUUCUUCAGAAACCGCUCAGACCUGUCACUGCUAAAGUUUAUAGUGCUGGGACAACCUCUCGAACUGCCAGCCUCACAAAAGACCUAGAAAGCCUUCCGAAGCCCCUUCCUAAUGUUAAAGCUAAAACUCAGACUUCAAAACCGCCCGUGCCUAGACCAACUAUGCAACCGCCUGCCCAAAGCAAGGCACCAGUGUCUCAGACUACAAGCAAUGUGCUGAAACCGCUGAUCAACCAAAACAACAUCCCCCUACAGUGCACUUUCAACUCUGUUCGAGGAACUGGAAGGAAUUCUCUUGCUGCUAUUCGAACACCACAACGGGACCAGAACUGGUUGGUGCGAGAGGUGCUGCACUGGAGUUUUGAAAUGUUUGACAACAUUUCACAGUUUGGGGUCUCCAAAAAACUCUGUCAGUUGCCGUUGUUAAAAGUACGACUUGAGUUUUCAGGUUAUGAUGAAUACUUCAACACCUUUUGCCCGCUGAUGCUCCUGAACACGUUUGAAUCGCUAGCACAGGAAUGGACAGUAAAACAACCUGCACUUGCUUCCCACUUGUGUAAGCUCCAUUUGCAAAAUUUCUGCAAUGAAAGCCAGAUGAAUAGAGGCGAAUUCCAGGUCUGGAUUCGAAAUGUGGAUUUGAAUAUGCAACGGCUGCCGAAAGAAGGUGAUCUUGUAUUCCUGCUAGUGCCAGAGGAUACUGGCUCCUCACCCAGAGAAGAGAGCGAUUUACAAGGACCUCCAAUUUACCACACUGGGCACGUGUCACGCUUCGUGCGCACCCAAUGCACACAGGCCUUUGAAAAGGAACAGUACACGCUGUGCGAGCUGACCAUUCACACCUAUGGAAAUCUUUUGCCGUACCGCAAACAGCAAGUACGGUGUGCAGUGAUUGGCAGCCUGAUAACCACUCUGAGACAGUUUAAAGCGCUGAUCCAACUGCAGAGGAACCCUUUAUUUAAGCCCAUUAUCCACCCUACCCCUGCUGGGUGCAUCCAGACAGCAUUGUCGGGAUCCAUUCCGGCUGCGGUACCCAUCUCGAAAGAGUACAACAGCGACCAGAGAAACGCUAUUGAGAAGGCCAAUUCUAUGAUUACACAGCACCCCCGAUUGCCCAGAAUAUGUAUGAUCCAUGGGCCCCCUGGCACUGGGAAGUCAAAGACUAUUGUUGGCUUGCUCUAUAGAAUUCUCAUGGAGAACAACGUUCCUGAUCUGAGCUUUGGUGCCAAGAACAAGAGAAACAGAGUACUUGUGUGUGCCCCGUCCAAUGCUGCCCUGGAUGAUCUGAUGAAGAAGAUCAUAUUGGAGUUCAAGGAAAAAUGUCGCGACAAGAAGAAUACUCUGGGAAACUGUGGUGACAUUAACCUGGUCAGGCUGGGGGCAGAAAAAACCAUUUCCUCGGACGUUGUGAAAUUUAGUUUGGACUGCCAAGUGAAUUACAGAAUCAAGAGAGCUUCUCAGGAUCCCUCUGUGCUCAGGCUGAAGGAAGCAUUGGACAGACAGCUUGAUGAAUUAUCCCGUCAAAGAGCUAUGGAGAGGUGUUCCAAGAACACGUGUGAAGAGUUGGAUCAGAGAAUUGCCAGGCUGACAAAGGAAAGGCAGUGUGUAGCCAAUGUGCUAAAGGAGGAGCGUAGGCGGCCCCAGGAAGUUAAGCGAAAUAUCAUUCUGGAGUCUCACGUCAUCUGCUGUACACUGAGUACUAGUGGCGGCAUCCUUCUGGAAGCAGCCUUCCGGCAACUGGGACAGGAGCCAUUCGGCUGUGUCAUCGUGGAUGAGGCAGGACAGUCCUGUGAAGUGGAGACGCUCAUUCCGCUCCUCCACCGAUGUUGUAAAUUAGUGCUAGUGGGAGACCCAGAACAGCUUCCACCAACUGUUAUAUCGAUGAAAGCAGAGGAACUAGGCUACGGGCAAUCUUUGAUGUCUCGACUCUGCCAAAUCCUAGAAGCCUCUGGCAGCAAUACUCCAGUCCUACAGCUGACGAAACAGUACCGUAUGCACCCUGAUAUUUGCCUCUUUCCAUCCAAGCACUUCUACAAUUCUGUACUGAGAACUGACAGAGAUCUUUCCCAUGCAGGAAAAAGUGACAGUGUCUCUCCAGAAGUCCCCCCUGACCUCCUUCUGAAAUGUGAUUUUUCUCGGGACAGAUCCUUCUCCAACCCACUGGAAAUCAAAAUGGUGGUGGCCCUAAUAAAGCUUAUUAAAAGCAAGAAAAAAGAAUUCGGUUUCCGAAAUAUUGGGAUUAUCACCCCGUACCGGGCUCAGAAAAUGAAGAUCAUCAAUGAACUCAAGAAAACUUUUGGUGAUAACGCAAUGCCGGGUGAAGUGGACACAGUGGACGGUUUUCAAGGUCGACAAAAAGACUGUAUCAUUGUCACAUGUGUACGGGCCAACUCGAUCCAAGGCUGUAUUGGAUUUUUAGCCAGUAGACAACGUUUGAAUGUUACUAUCACAAGAGCCAAAUUCAGCCUGUUCAUCUUAGGGAGCCUCCGAACACUGAUAGAAAACAAGGACUGGAACCAGUUAAUCCAGGAUGCACAGCGCAGAGGAGCUCUUGUUAAAACAAAGCAAGAACAUUACCAGAGAGAUGUGAACAGAAUACUGAAGUUGAACCCUGUAAUACAGAGGACUGCUUCUUAUCCUCCCACUAAACCUGUAGAAGUACACAAAGGUGGUUCACCCUACACGCCUCCAUUGGAAGCACCAGAAAGAGGCAAUAAUAAUCCACCAGUGUCUGGAGGCCCACCUCACAAGAGGACUAUAGCACACCCAGCUGUCGAUGUUGGCAGGCAUCAAGUGGAAAUUUGCGGGAUCCCAGACUGGCACGCCGGCGUGAAGACACAAGAAGUAAUAACGCAACAUCAUCUGGUCUGCAACAGAGUUCAGAUACAAACCGUUCCCAAGGCCACUCUUAUCAGCAUUUUCCUUCAUCCUCAGUUGCAGGGGUCAAACGACCUUCACAGCCUUCAGGCGGACAUCCAUGGUCAGGCCAACCACGAAAUGAAGGCCUAG
Nanorana parkeri is the source of this 7526-nucleotide messenger RNA. It is a transcript of the gene SETX, whose product is annotated as senataxin. NCBI's taxonomy places the organism in Eukaryota, Metazoa, Chordata, Amphibia, Anura, Dicroglossidae. The transcript has 26 exons. Gene Ontology annotation, biological process: termination of RNA polymerase II transcription. Gene Ontology annotation, molecular function: helicase activity; transcription termination site sequence-specific DNA binding. Gene Ontology annotation, cellular component: nuclear body. The record is from RefSeq and is a predicted model, not a curated record. Bases 123 to 7526 code for a protein of 2467 amino acids.